Molecule: messenger RNA, 6047 nt
Organism: Anarrhichthys ocellatus (wolf-eel)
Lineage: Eukaryota; Metazoa; Chordata; Actinopteri; Perciformes; Anarhichadidae
Gene: tex2
Product: testis expressed 2
Exons: 12
Coding region: 820-4422 (1200 amino acids)
Cellular component (GO): endoplasmic reticulum
Molecular function (GO): lipid binding
Source: RefSeq, a predicted model, not a curated record
AUGUAAAAGGCUGGAUUAUAACUAAUACCAAACCCUCCGGCUGUUUGCGGGUUGUCAAGCAGCUUUUACACAGAUUAUAAAUUGCGUAAUGUAUUUGGAUGCCCGUGUGAUUGUGUGUGUUCAGUCAGGGCUGCGCGUUCCACCUUUUGAUCUCUUAAGUGUCAAAUCGGGUUAGUCGACACCAGACAUCGAUAUUCGAUGCAAAAUCCGCUAAUUAUCGAAGCAGAGCGUUAAACCUGUAUGGGCGAUUCAGCAGCUCGUAAUGCGUUUAUGUCUCACAGAGAAGAAGAGCUGAAGAUGUCAGGAGAAAGUGUAUUGAUCAGCCAUAAUUAGAGGUUAUUAAUUGAUCAGGUGGUCUUCUUGUCUGUGAGUACAGCUAAAGGAUGAACAAACACACUUUCUCUCUUGUCUUUCUCUCGCCUCAAAAAGGUAGAUCUAAGCUUCUUCCAUUCUGUUUGGUGCUUUGGUUUAGCGCCUACGCAUCCUACACACACACAGACACACUCACACACACAGACACACACACACACACACACACACAGAGAACCGUUCACUGAAGAUUUGAACAAACAGUCCACACACUCCGAGGAGACCAGGGUUGUACAGUGAGGAGGAGCUGCCUCGACAAACAAAAGGACGCGGGGAUAAGUGCGGAAACAAGAUGAAAGCUUCACUGUUGGCAUGGCAACCACCAGAUGAUCUGCAUGGCGAGGUUUGAUGUUUGGCGAGUUGACGGUGGAUUCUGGGUUGGAGACGGAGACGUGGAGAAAACCGGUUUGAUCCAGCAGAGCUGCGCUGUGAGCCUUGUGCAGGGUGGUGAUGAGCACUCAGGGCAGCGGCAGCAGGGGAAGUGGCCAGCAUGCUGACACUCCUCCCCCUCGUCACGCCCCCGGACCCAAGCUGCAGGUGCAGCGUUCCCUCUCUCGUGACACCAUCACCAUCCACUUCUCUGCUCUGGGGAAAGAGGAAGACGACGAGGAAGAGGAGCUCUACGACGUGCCUCCUGGAUCUGCUGGGGCUGAAUCUGAGCUCGAUGGUGCAGGGGGGCUUCAAGGUCUAGCAGCUUCAGGGGCUGAUGACCAGUCCGUCGCCACAGGCUUGGAGGCAAAAGAGGAGCUGCUGUUUGAAUCUGCGGGUGGCGAGACCUCCUCUGGAGCUGCUGUGCUCCCUGUUUCAUCCACCACCUUGUCUGUGCAACCGUCAGACCCACACACACCCUCUCCAGCCACGACUAUUAUCCCCAGCUCCACGCAGCCCCACCUGAGCUCCACCCCUCCUGCCAGCUCCUCCUGGCCCUCUGAACGACCCUCUGCCAACCCCCCAUCCACGAGCUCCAGCUCCUCCUCCCCUUGCAAGUCUGCAGCGAUGUCCUCCUCCAAGCCUUUCCUCAGCCUGGUCAGGUCCUUGUCCAAUGAUGUCGAGUCUCGAGAAACCGCUGCCGCCACUGUUACGCCAUCGCACGCACGGCACCGUCACUUAAUGAAAUCUUUUGUUAAGUCUCUUUCCGCGGACACGUCGAAGGCUGAACAUCAGGAAGGGCAUCUUCACCACUAUCUUCAUCACCCCCCUCAUCAGCAACAGCAAGUACAGCCAUCCCAGCGGCCUCCACCUCGCAACAUGCAGCUUUUUAAACAGUUCUCCCAGCCCCGCUUAUGCUCCAGCCCCGUCAUUGUCCCACAAGCAGGCGGAGACUCCAAAACAGCGCCCUGUUCCCCCAUCACGUCCCCGGAUGGCAGGUCUUUCUUCAAGGUCCAAGAGGUGGAGGCCAGGAUAGAGGAUACCAAGCGACGGCUGUCCGAGGUGAUGUCAGACCCCCUGCAGCUUUUUAGUAAGAUCAUGGGGGAUGAGUCUGGCGUGGGAUCCGUUGCUACUCAUCGGGCCAAAUCGCUGUCCUCGAGUGCGUCAGAGCUCAGCGGAGCGGUAAACGGACACACAGAAGGUAACAACAACUAUAGCAUCAAGGAGGAGGAAGUGGCAGAAGAGGAAGAAACCCCCACCGGGAAGGGACCUGACUCUGUUUUUUUCUCCUUUCCGUCACUGGGACCGGCCCCAGCCCUCACCCAGGCCUCCUCGUUCACUUUCCCCAAAUCCCCUUCCCUCACUCUGAGCCGCUACUCUAUGUCGGCCCUGGUAGCUCGACAGGAAGACGAGGACUUCUGUGAACUUUACAGUGAAGACUUUGAGUUAUGUACCGAUACAGAAACACCAGAUGGGGACCGCCCCGUGUCCCGGCAGCCCCAUACUGGUAGCACUGGGUUGUGUAGUGAACUUGACUCAGAGGAGGAGGAGGAGAAAGAGGAUGAGGAUGAGGAGGAGGAGGAGGAGGAGGAGGAGGAGGAGUUGGAGUCCGUGCCAGUGACCGGCCUCAUCUUCCUGACACAGUUGGUCUUCUCGUAUAUAGUCCUUCCAGUGCCACCAUAUGUAUGUGCGGUGGUGCAUGGGAUAGUAGCUGGGUUCAUGUUGGCCUUGCUGGUCCUCUGGCUGUCCUCUCCUCGACGCUCCUCGUCAGCGACGAGAAGAGGGAGGCGGAGGAUAAAGCCCUGGAAUGUGGCCCAACUGGAUAUCAAAGAACCGGGAACCUUCAAGGGCUGGAUGAAUGAGAUCCACAGUUACGACCCGGAGAUGUACCACGCCACCCUGACCCACUCCGUUUACGUCCGUCUAGAGGGCUCCGUCCUGCGUCUGUCCAAGCCCAACCGGAACAUCUCCCGCCGUGCCACGCACAACGAGCCAAAACCUGACGUCACCUACAUCAGCCAGAAGAUCUAUGACCUCACGGACAGCAAGAUCAACCUGGUGCCCCAAAGCCUGGCUAGGAAGAGAGUUUGGAACAAAAAGUACCCCAUUUGCAUUGAGCUGGCCAAGCAGGAGGACUUCAUGUCUAAGGCCCAGGGAGAGAAGCCCGAAGCUGGCGAGGAGAAAUUAACGGGCCUGUGUGAGAAGCUGGAACGAACGGACAAAUGCGAGAAGGUUGAGGUAUCGGGAUCGGCAGAGGAACCCAAAGGGCCAACCUCUGGAGGGGGGGAUCUGACAAUCUACUUGUUUGGGAGGACGGGGCGGGAAAAGGAAGAGUGGUUCCGGAGAUUUCUCCUGGCGUCCCGAACGAAGUCAGAGGGGAGAGGUGGAAGUCUGCCUGGCAUCUGCAAGAGUGCCUUCUUGUCCUCCUACAGCCGCAAUAGCAGCACCCAAUCUGGCGGAGGCCUGGAGGCUGACAGCAGGAGCAGUAGCCGGGGAAGCCUGGAGGAGCUGUCUCAGUCUCGCCACAGAGAGACCUCCUGUGGCUCCGCUGGAGGGAUGAAGCAGAAGAUGCUGUUGGACUAUAAUGUCUACAUGGCCAAAUAUAUCAACCCCCAGGCAACACAGAGAAGCCCGACUGCCACCGACAGCCCUGGUCCCCAAAGCCCCGAGAGCAGCCCCAAAGCUACAAAAAAGGUACGCAGGACUUCCGAGGAGCCUGUGGAGCCUGUGGAGCCUGUGGAGCCUGUGGAGCCUGAGGCCUGGGUCAACGCUUUUGUGGGAAGGAUGUUCUGGGACUUCCUGGGAGAGAAAUACUGGGCCAAUGUAGUCUCCAAAAAGAUCCAGAUGAAGCUCAGUAAGAUCAGGCUGCCAUAUGUUAUGAACGAGCUGACUUUGACAGAGCUCGACAUGGGCUUUUCCAUCCCUAAGAUCCUCCAUGCCUCCAAACCCUCUGUGGACCACCAAGGUCUGUGGUUUGAUCUGGAGGUCUCCUACACGGGCUCCUUCCUCAUGACGCUGGAGACCAAGAUGAACCUGGCCCGUCUGGGGAAGGAGGGCGAGGGGCUCGGGGAGCACGGGAAAGAGGGGCCACGUACAUACUGUCUGGCAGACAGCGAUGAGGAGUCGUCUAGUGCCGGCUCGUCGGAUGAGGAGGACCCCCCAGAACUCCUCAGUGACAAAGCCAUUCUUCCUGGAGCCGAGGGCUACGUGGGAGGCCACAGGCCCAGCAAGAUCAUGCGCUUUGUGGACAAGAUAGCCAAGUCGAAGUACUUCCAGAAAGCCACCGAGACGGAGUUCAUCAAGAAGAAGAUGGAGGAGGUGUCCAACACGCCCCUGCUGCUCACCGUGGAGGUGCAAGAGUUGCGAGGGACGCUGGCUGUCAACAUCCCACCUCCCCCCACAGACAGGAUGUGGUAUGGUUUCCGGAGUCCGCCUCACUUAGAGCUGAAAGCACGACCCAAACUCGGCGAGAGGGAGGUCACUUUAGUUCAUGUGACGGACUGGAUUGAGAAGAAACUGGACCAGGAAUUCCAGAAAAUAUUUGUGAUGCCAAACAUGGAUGAUGUAUGGCUACCCAUAAUGCACUCUGCCAUGGACACGCGUUCAAAUGCCAACUUGGUUACUGUGACAAAUGAUGCCUUGAAGGACCCAGAGCCCGAAGAGUCUGAGGUCUCUGACAUGUGAAGACUGCUGUCAAAGUGGACAUCUUAUCGCCAUUGUAAUGUGACAAGUCCCCACCCCUCUCAGAGACCCUCGGGUGCAGCAACGUGCCGGACCAACUCUCCAAUCUUUUUACCCAUGUUCCAGUCCCACUGUUGCACCACCGGUGAAGUGCAUUCACAAGACCGGAUGUGUUGGCAAGCUCGUAAUCAUCUGUGGCAACCAAAAGCAGGAAAACGGAAGAAAAUUGUGACUUAUAGAUUGUCAUCCAAUGGCACAGCUUUAUUUGUGUGACAUCAAUGUUAUGAUUCAUCCUCUGAUGAAAUACAAUACAUGGGGCAUGUCGAGACCGUUUAACGAAUGUGUGUGUGUGGUGGUGGAUCGACAAACAGCCAUCAGAUUCAACCAGAAGAACCAUAAUACCUGUGAUGUACAGCCGCACCAAACAUUUGCAGAGUGUACGUUUUUCGGUGACCGUUUCUAAUCUUUUGAGGGAAUAAUUCCUAAAAUUUUGGCGAUGGUUUUGCUGAAAGCCCCUGCAUCUAUUGACACACAUUUCACAGGGAUAUUAACUCAUUGGUCACCCAUCCACACCGCUGCCUGUGCCAGUCGCCCGGCACCUUUAUGCAAACAGAUCAAUGGCACUGUGUCCAUCGAAGACACUUGGUCAGUUUGAAUCCGCUAUGGACACCGUCGUAACGUACAGCCUGUGUGCUUUUAACCGUGUAGUCGAGAUUAGAGCUAAAUCUGACGUUAGAGGGGCGAAUUACAACAUAUCUGCGAACACAGCAGCUGAACAUUACCUAGGUCUGAUGAAUGUAAAAAUAGGAAUGCAGCUCCCUCGCUGUGCAAGGAAUCAUUCAUUCACUGACGACGUGCUUCUACUCAACAUGCUUCAAGACUUCUCUUCAUGUUAUAUUUAGAGCUGAGCAAAAGUAAUAAUUUUCUGUUUUUAUUGCCAAAGCAAUCUUUCAGUCCUGUCUGUCGGCUGCUGUAUGAGGUGAAUGGUGACAAAUAAGCAAUCGGAUGAUUAUCUUGUGUUCCUGUUGCGGCCACUCCAGUGAUGGGCAGCCGAAAGUUUUGGCAGCAGGAGACUGAAACCCUUUUGAGAAUACAGUUACACACAAAACUAUUUUUGUGUGUGUAAAGGGUGGAGAAACACACCCACCCUUCCUGUUUUAUUUGAAUAAACAUACUGGAUAUUAGCCAUAUUAUUUAAUGCUGCCAGAAUACAUCCAGCUAAUGAAUGCUCUUUGUUGUUGAAUUAUUCAUCGGUUUUCUUUCUGUACUGUACACAUUGAAGAGGAAUAACAUUAAACUAGAACAGCAACUUUGUAAUCUGCCAAGACGCCCGGCUGCUUUACAGGCGACUAUUAUUUUACAUUCAUGCGUGUGUGUUGGCAAAGUGUAUGAGGCAGAAAGUGCCUUUUAAAAUAAACAUUCCUCCGUAGUGCCACCACAUCUGUUGCAUCAGUCGAGGAUAGAAAGUGUUUGUGCCAUUACUGUGUCUGUCAAGACGUGCCCUUUGUUUUCACAGGUUUCAGUGUUGUUCAUUUGCAGUGAUGAAAAUAUCAAACGUUGCUGUUGUGUUCAGUGAUGUCACAGAAUGUUCUGAUCGUUGUGGAUCAAUAAAACCUUUUGCUUGGACA